UUAAAGUGCCCCAUAAUUCCAUGAAGCCCACAAAUGAGUCUGAAUCUGGACCACUUUGAAGCCUGGAACAUGCCAGACUGUUCCUGAUGUAACUGAAGUACAUCCUUCCAUGCAAUAGACUUGGCUGCAAGGGAAGGAGGGGAGAUUGGCCUCCACCAGAUGUCCCAGGGGAUCUGCCCUUCACUGGGGUUUGGGACCCUCCUCUCCAGAUCCCCCAUCUCCUAUGCAAUUACCCCAAUGGGAUGGCUUUUGCCCCAAAGGCAGCUCCUGAGUUUUAAGGUCAGGUGUGAAACAAGCUCCUUGGGCUGCUCUGGAGACGCAGGCAUCUUUGAGGAGGAGGUGAUGUGCUGUGCCUGGAGACCACUGCCACCCUGCCUCAGAAGAUGCCCCUCUAAGUGCACAUGGAAGUAAGUCCCUGCAUGCUGGGCAGGUCUCUCCCAGGGGGUUAGGGAAGCUUUAGGGUAUCUAAGUCACGCCCAAGAGCUUUACAGCAGGAAUGAGAGCUCCAGGCUGCGGCUGCAUGUGCAUGUGCGUGCAAAAAAAGAGCUUAAGACAGCUCUCCUGUUGGUGUAGCAGUAUCCAUACUAAUGGGCUGUUAUCUCAGAAAUUGCUUAUGUUUAUGCAAAAGAUGUUCUGUUACUGUGAGCUUGAGCAGAAACAAAUACAGUAUUGGAUGCAUUUGAACGGAAUGUUUGCUUGCAGAGCAGGCUGCUGCCCAGCACAGUCAGCGUGUGGGGCUGUGUGCUCACCUGGACGUGCAAAACGUGGCAGCUCUGGAAAAAAAACAACAACAACAACCAGAUGACAGGCUAACAGCACGUAACACAGCCCAGGCUUCCACUGCCCCAACUUCUCUGCAGCCCACAUGGCCCCUACGGCUUAGCCGAAACCCCGGUGCUCCCGCUGUGGGGUGGGGGCAGCAGGCAGACUGUGGGGACGGCAGCUGCACCUCAGCAGAGGUGGAGUAAACACUGUAUAUUAACCGGGGAUGGUUAGAACGACUUCUGUAUGUUAACUGUGAGUGUGGGAGCUAACAAAGUUGGGUGUGAGCUAUGGAUGUUUCAGGAUUGCUCCAGCUAUGCUGGAGCUGGCAUCUCCAAAGUGACCCCGGGGGCCCCAGCAGGCAAAUCCAAUGGUGGCAUUGCCUUGGAAAGGGAUGUUGGUGUUGUGUUUGCUGUAGUUUACCACAGACUGUGACCCUCAGGAUGCCAAGGUGCCCUGCAGCACACACCAGGGCAGAGUACUGCCCUGCUGGCACCCUGGGAUGCUGGCUUUAGUUUACUGGGUGAUGAGAGGGACCUGUUGCUGCUGUCCUGUCCACUUUGUCUCUGGGGUGGAAAAGUCCUCAGCAAGCAGAGCAGGAAGUUUCAUUUGCCUCGUCUGCAGAAAUCCACACAGUUUGCAUGGGUGCAGUGUUGCACCCACUGCCUGCUAUCCCUCUUCCCUGCAUCCCCAGGCCUGCCCUCUGGCACUGACAACCCCUUCAAGAUAACUGGUCUUUCAAGUUUGUUUCCAUUUCCUGGCCACCCAGACCCUAUCAGUGUUUUACCUGUCCAUUGAGAGGUGGCCACCCAAGGGUGCUUGUCAUGCUCAGCACUAGUCAAUGCUCUUGGGCACUAUGUGGUGCAGGAGUUCCACAUAUCUGCCAGAGGAAGAGGGUUUUUCAGGCUUUAGGUUCUGUGAAAAGGCAGGAGGAGGACAGUGAGGUGAGCAUCCCAUCCUGCUGCCUUGAGAGCAGCACUGAGCUCCAGUGCUGGAGAUGGGACCCUGGUCCUGCAGCACCAGCCCAUGCUCUUCCCCCAGCACCUCCUGCUCUGAGGGGUGCACAUGGGCAGGUGUGUGCACCCAAAGCCCUUGCUCCUCCCCACAGUCCCAUACGCUGCAAGACUUCUCUGCUCUUCAUCCCAUUGUUCUGCAAGGCUGAGGGGCACAUUUCCAAUGUGGCCAUUAGUACAUCAGGCUUAGGCGUUUUCACACCAGGAAGCAGAUGGCCCUGGGGAAGCUCAGGCUGCCCACGCCAGUCAGGGCAAAGGGGUUAUGCCCACAUGAAAUCCAUGCAGGCCUCUUCCACUGGGACACAUGGCCUUGGCCUCCUGCAGCUUAAUCCAGAGGAAAACAGUCACGCAGGGCUUAAGGUCCUUUAAAUGGUGCUUCUCAAGCACGUGGCACUGGAGGGCUGCCCUGCCUUGGGAAGCUGCAUGGAGGCAGAGGUAAAAUGUGUGUCUCAAGGAGAUCCAUACACACCUCCAGCUUCCAAAGGAGAGAACUGCAGCUCCAGAGCUGGCUAUCCUCCACCUCUGCUGCCUCUCUACAGCUUUUAAAUACUUCUUCUUUCCCCCUGGACACUAGUGUCUGUGUCCAGGGCAGCCUGCAAAGUGCAGGGGAGUGCCGACUCUUCAGAAACCCUGGCUGACAUCUGCAACGAGGGGUGUGGAGUGGACCUGCAGGCAGCUGGGAGAUGCCGGAUUAGUCUGCGGUCAGACAGACUAAACCAACACCACUAGCAAGAUAAACAUCUUGCUGGCCCUGCCCAGCCACCUUUUGUGUUAGGGAGGCUUCCCCACCUCCCCUGUCUCCCCCCACCAGUGUUUCAUCAUGGAGCCACCACCAGUGGCGCAUAAAUAGAGCCCCGGCAGGCUGUGGGGCCAAAGAAGACCUCAGACACCACCCAGGAUCCUGCACUGCACCCCAGCACCCGUACCACCUGGCCUGGCCACACUGCAGAACGAUGGCUCUCGCUGACGCCCUUUGCCUGUUGCUCGCCUGCCUCCUGCUCCACGCCGCUGCCCCGAAACCCACUUGUGACCCCAGUGCCUGCAUCCCGUGCACCGAGAGGGACACGGAGGUGCCGGCCACCGCCACUGCUGGGGUCUGCUGCCCGCCCUGCCCCUCGCCCUGCGCCUGCCCCCCCUACCUGGAGAGUGACUGUGAGAUGCAAGGCUUCCCCAGCGGCCUCGUCCCUGCCGGCACCUCCUUCUACAUCGACUUUGCCCGCAAGCUGUGCACCUGCCGCCCCGAGGGGGACAUCGCCUGCACCCCGCUCUGCCCGCCUCUGCCCCCCACCUGCCAGGCCGUGGGCAGCCCCGUGGCUGACGGCUGCCCCCGCUGCGUCUGCUACAACGAGGAAGAAAUGGCGGUGCCUGCUGGCACCGUCACCACCCGGGGCACCCAGGUUUGCACCUGUCCCCCCCAGGGGGGUCAGCUGCAGUGCAGUGACAAGAAGAGGCAGGAGUGAACCUCUCCUCUCUGCCAGCCAAGGGCAGGAGGACAGGGGGGGGCUGUCUGGCAGCAGAAGGCUUUCUGCAACUUGGGGCAUCCUCACCCGAAGGUGUUAAAUGCUUCAAACUAUCCUAGAGGACUUGGCCCAUUGCAUGUCAUUUAUAAGCCAGGGCAAAGUGUCUCCAGCAGGUGAGCUUUCUUUGUUGCAAGGUUUGUUCCAUGGCAGUGGGCUGUGAGAGCUUAGAUUGCUGCUAGCAUGUAAUUGGAACAAAUGCAGUUAUUUAUUUAUUUGUAAGACAAUGGUGCUUUUGUAUUUGUUUGUGUUAACACAGUGUGCAGAUAGCACAGCCCUAAGUCAACUCACCGGAUAAACUUCCUCCCAGAAUCUGGGUUUUCGCUUACUGUAAUUCCAUCAGUUUCUAAAGUGGUGGGACCAAAACCAGAAGGUUGGCUGACAUUCCCCUCCUCAGGCUUUUUUUUGAAGUUUGGAGGAGUAGCUGGGUUGUCACAUGUCAGUGUUCUUAGGAGGAGGCAGCUCCAACCUCUGCCUCCAUCCUCUGGAGCAAAGCCAUAGGGGAUGUUGGCAGUCAAGGGUCAAUCCUUCACAGCCACCUUGAUGAAGCAGUUUACCCAGGGCUGACCCCAUUGUCAGUCCCUGCUGUGUCCUGGUUCAGCAGGAAUACCCCAAAUUAUAUGUCAAUGACUGUGUCCCCCUCACCCUUGCUCUCCCCUUACUACUGCUGGAGACAUGGCAUGCGGCAGAACUGCAUCUUCUGAAUGCUUUGACGUAUAUAAAUACAUACAUACGUACAUACACACACACACACAGGUAUGUACAGAGAGACUGUAAUAAAAAAAAACCAGCUUUAUCAGGUUUAGAAGUUAACAAGUGUUAAUUAUGUGCCUUGAAGGCAUCGAA
Molecule: messenger RNA, 4138 nt
Organism: Apus apus (common swift)
Lineage: Eukaryota; Metazoa; Chordata; Aves; Apodiformes; Apodidae
Product: fibulin-2-like
Exons: 2
Coding region: 2729-3235 (168 amino acids)
Source: RefSeq, a predicted model, not a curated record